Nomia melanderi (Alkali bee) is the source of this 684-nucleotide messenger RNA. RefSeq names its product protein G12-like. NCBI's taxonomy places the organism in Eukaryota, Metazoa, Arthropoda, Insecta, Hymenoptera, Halictidae. The record is from RefSeq and is a predicted model, not a curated record.
GAGUAUUAUAGAACAGUACCCAAGCCUUACAAAAUGAAGCUCAUCGUGCAAGUCUUGUUCGUCGCGGCGAUGUCUUACUCGCUGGAGGCAUUGAAGAUGCCAGCUGUUGGCUCGGGUGAGCUCGCGAAAGAUUUCAACGACUUCUUGAAGUUGGUGCCUAUGAAGCAAGCACUUCAAGUGAUCAAAGCGUACACCGCACAAGACGAAGAGUUCCAGACUAGCAUGGCCGUUAUGAGCUUAGAAGAAGUGAGGGCCUUGGUGUACAACGUAGAGGAAGCACCGCAGGUGUCCAACAUGUUGUACUUCAUGCAAAACGCUGGCCUCGAUGUCUACUACAUACUGAAACGUCUGCACGCGCACAUGAACUUCUUGAACAGCGAAGUACCCUCCGCAGUCGAUGCCCAAAUUAGCGGUGGACUCGCAGGUUUAGAGAGGGACCUGAAAGCUCUGGUGCCCCUCGAGCAAGUAAAAGCUUUGUUGCAGAAAAAGGUGGCCGCUGGCGGCGCGUUCGCCCAAUUCUACAAGCUGUGGAACAACAAUGAGUUCCGCAACUACUACUCCAACUUACACAGGGACGUCCACGUCAGGGUUUUGGUAAGAAUAGCCGAACUCGCUCACGUCAACGGCGUGAUGUUCGAGAAACUUUUCCCGGUGCUCCUCGCGAUCAGACAUUUCGCUGGUUAA